GCAAUAGGAAGACCUCCAGAAGCUCCCCGCGCAGCGCGGAUGUGUUUGCGGCCUGUGAGAGUAGGCGCUUCGGCACUAGUCUCCCGGUUAGCGGCGCGCAGAAAUCUCGAGCUGGUGGAACUCCCUCAUAACUUGGAGCCCGGAAGGCCGCGAAGGCAGUACAAUUUCUUCAGCGGCGGGCCUCGAAAACCAGUGGGCCCAGUAGGAGCCCGUGGAGGCCGGACCUACUGCCAAGCCUUCCUCCUUGCAUUGUCGUCCACUUUCCCUUUCCUUUCCACGGCUCGCCACAGAGAGGCCUCGGCCCAUUCUGGGCUCCACGUUUGCCACAGAACGCUCGGUCGGCCCCUGGGGAGCCCUUCCCUGAGGCCCCUUUCUAACGUGAGCCUGCGGAAGCCCUGCGACCGCUGCGGUAAGAAUGUCAUUCCCUCCUCAUUUGAAUCGCCCUCCCAUGGGAAUCCCAGCACUCCCACCAGGGAUCCCACCCCCACAGUUUCCUGGCUUUCCACCACCUGUACCUCCAGGGACUCCAAUGAUUCCUGUACCAAUGAGCAUUAUGGCUCCAGCUCCAACUGUCUUAGUACCGACUGUGUCCAUGGUUGGAAAACAUUUGGGAGCACGGAAGGAUCAUCCAGGCUUGAAGGCUAAAGAAAAUGAUGAAAACUGUGGUCCCACUACUACAGUUUUUGUUGGCAACAUUUCUGAAAAAGCCUCAGACAUGCUUAUAAGACAGCUCCUUGCUAAAUGUGGCUUGGUUUUGAGCUGGAAGAGAGUACAAGGCGCGUCUGGAAAACUUCAAGCCUUUGGAUUCUGUGAGUAUAAGGAGCCUGAAUCAACCCUCCGUGCUCUCAGGUUAUUGCAUGACCUGCAGAUUGGAGAGAAGAAGCUACUUGUUAAAGUUGAUGCAAAGACAAAGGCACAACUGGAUGAAUGGAAAGCAAAGAAGAAAGCUUCUAAUGGGAAUGCCAGGCCAGAAACUGUCACUAAUGAUGACGAAGAAGCCUUAGAUGAAGAAACAAAGAGAAGAGAUCAGAUGAUCAAAGGGGCCAUUGAAGUUUUAAUACGGGAAUACUCCAGUGAGCUCAAUGCCCCCUCGCAAGAAUCUGACUCUCACCCCAGGAAGAAGAAGAAGGAAAAGAAGGAGGACAUUUUUCGCAGAUUUCCAGUGGCCCCACUGAUCCCUUAUCCACUCAUCACUAAGGAGGAUAUAAAUGCUAUAGAAAUGGAAGAAGACAAAAGAGACCUGAUAUCCCGAGAGAUCAGCAAAUUCAGAGACACACACAAGAAACUGGAAGAAGAGAAAGGCAAAAAGGAAAAAGAAAGACAGGAAAUUGAGAAAGAACGGAGAGAAAGAGAGAGGGAGCGUGAAAGGGAACGAGAAAGGCGAGAACGGGAACGAGAAAGGGAAAGAGAACGUGAACGAGAAAAGGAGAAGGAACGGGAGCGGGAACGAGAACGGGAUAGGGAUCGUGACCGGACAAAAGAGAGAGAUCGAGAUCGGGAUCGAGAGAGAGAUCGGGACCGUGAUCGAGAAAGGAGUUCAGAUCGGAAUAAGGAUCGCAGUCGAUCAAGAGAAAAGAGCAGAGAUCGUGAAAGGGAACGGGAGAGGGAAAGAGAGAGAGAGAGAGAACGGGAACGAGAAAGAGAACGAGAGCGAGAGAGAGAGCGAGAAAGGGAACGGGAGCGCGAGAGAGAAAAAGACAAGAAGCGGGACAGAGAAGAGGAUGAGGAAGAUGCAUAUGAACGAAGAAAACUUGAAAGAAAGCUCCGAGAGAAAGAGGCUGCUUAUCAAGAGCGCCUUAAGAAUUGGGAAAUCAGAGAACGAAAGAAAACCCGGGAGUAUGAGAAAGAGGCUGAAAGAGAAGAAGAAAGAAGAAGAGAAAUGGCAAAAGAAGCUAAACGACUAAAAGAAUUCUUAGAAGAUUAUGAUGAUGAUAGAGAUGAUCCCAAAUAUUACAGAGGAAGCGCUCUUCAGAAAAGGUUGCGUGAUAGGGAAAAGGAAAUGGAAGCAGAUGAACGGGAUAGGAAGAGAGAGAAGGAAGAGCUAGAGGAAAUCAGGCAGCGCCUUUUGGCAGAAGGGCACCCGGAUCCAGAUGCAGAGCUCCAGAGGAUGGAACAAGAGGCUGAGAGGCGCAGACAACCACAAAUAAAGCAAGAACCAGAAUCAGAGGAAGAGGAAGAAGAAAAGCAAGAAAAAGAAGAAAAACGAGAGGAACCCAUGGAGGAGGAAGAAGAGCCAGAGCAAAAGCCCUGUCUCAAACCGACUCUGAGGCCCAUCAGUUCUGCCCCAUCUGUUUCCUCUGCCAGUGGCAAUGCAACUCCCAACACUCCUGGAGAUGAGUCUCCCUGUGGUAUUAUUAUUCCUCAUGAAAAUUCACCAGAUCAACAACAACCUGAGGAGCAUAGGCCAAAAAUAGGACUGAGUCUUAAACUGGGUGCUUCCAAUAGUCCUGGUCAGCCUAAUUCUGUGAAGAGAAAGAAACUCCCUGUAGAUAGUGUCUUUAACAAAUUUGAGGAUGAAGACAGUGAUGAUGUACCCCGAAAAAGGAAACUGGUUCCCUUGGAUUAUGGUGAAGAUGAUAAAAAUGCUGCCAAAGGCACUGUGAACACUGAAGAAAAGCGCAAACACAUUAAGAGUCUCAUUGAAAAAAUCCCUACAGCCAAACCUGAGCUCUUUGCUUAUCCCCUGGAUUGGUCUAUUGUGGAUUCUAUAUUGAUGGAACGACGAAUUAGACCAUGGAUUAAUAAAAAAAUCAUAGAAUACAUAGGUGAAGAAGAAGCUACAUUAGUUGAUUUUGUUUGUUCUAAGGUUAUGGCUCAUAGUUCACCUCAGAGCAUUUUAGAUGAUGUUGCCAUGGUACUUGAUGAAGAAGCAGAAGUUUUUAUAGUCAAGAUGUGGAGAUUAUUGAUAUAUGAAACAGAAGCCAAGAAAAUUGGUCUUGUGAAGUAAAAUUCUUUUUACAUUUAGAGUUCCAUUUCAGAUUUCUUCUUUCCCACCCUUCACAGGACUUUAAUUUUUUUUUUUUUUUGUCUUCAAAGACGUUUGUGAGAUCUGUAAUUUUUUUUUAAUGUAGAAAAUGUGAAUUUUUUUUGUCCUCUAAUUUGUUAAUGCCAUGUGUACUCCCUUGGUUGUAAAGACAUCUGAAUCCUACCAUGGUUCUCUUUAUACUCACCAGGUACAAAUUACUGGUAUGUUUUAUAAGCCGCAGCUACUGUACACAGCCUAUCUGAUAUAAUUUUGUUCUGCUGAUUUGUUCCUUGUAAAUAUUAAAAUGACUCGCCAAUUCUUUUGCAGAAUUGCACUUAAUAUUGAACUGUACUGUAUAGGCACCAACAUGAACAAUUUUAAAUUGAAAGAAUACCAGUCAUACCUAUUACCCUUACCCCCUUGAUCAAAAAUGGCAGGCCCUCAUGAUGGCAUGGAAUUUAAAAUUAGAGUGCGAAAAGGUAGCAGACAAUCCAUUCCUACUGUAUCUCUGUAUGAAUGUGUUUGUGUGAAUGUAUGUAUAAAGUCUUACUUUUCCCUAAUUUGCUUUGGAAGUUUCCCUGAAACAUUUCCUAGUUGAAGACUAGAAUUGUAAAGGAAACAUGGUAUUGUGCCAACCCAAAUGUCUGGGAUAAUUAGAUUAUUAGUCUCCCGGAGUAUAGUAUUCUCUUGUGGCAAGCAACAGUUUGUUGAACGGAAUGGGUUUUUCUGUUGAAAGCUGGCUGCGUCAGCCUCUCUUUUAAGGGAGUGUGAGUCAUAGUGGUUUUCCCCCCUGAUUUCAUUGUUCAGGUAUGAGGCAGAUCCUUAGAUUCUGGAGAGCUUUAUUUAAUGCAUUUUUUGCACUAAUUGGCCCUUAGUUUAAUUUUGUACCCCUUUGUUUAAAAAAAAAAAGCUUCAUUCAAAAAGCUUAAGUGAAAAAAAUCUUUUUUAAAAAUAAGCAAAAUAAAAAAUUAGGCAAUUUUACAGACUAGGAAUGUUUGACAAAAUACAAUAGGAAUUUAUCAUGGCAAUUUACAAAGUUUACAUCUUAUUUCUGAGGAUAAAGUAAAUCAUUUAAAGCAGUUACCACUAGUUUUUUGUUUUGUAAAGGGUUUCUAUCUUGUGUGUGUAUAUGUAGGCACACACCUUGUUUACCUCUGCUCAUCAAAGUUUAAAAACGUACUGAUGGUGUUCUUAGAGACAUACAUGGGGCUUUCUUUAUGGUAGAUCAGAAAUCACCAGGGAGCAAAAUUACCUGAAAAUGUAACAAGUUUUAAAUAGUUCUUAACAGAAAUUAGGUGCAGCUAUUCCUGUGUCUGAGUAUUUAUUUUUUAAAAAGAUUGGGUGGGGGAGGGGGUGUUAAAAAACAUAAAAAGCAUAAACUGAGCUUGAGUUACUAGAUUUUUUUUAAUCUUAAGAGGACAUUUGAAAACACUGUUCUUAACAUUGGACCAUGACAUGGUUCCAUUAUGUAAAUAUUUCAAAUAUUAAAAAUGUAUAUAUUUGAUCUUGGGGACUCAUUCUUUCAGAGUCUUGUUAAAUAAAUGGCAUCAUGUUGUAAUUAUGCGGUGCAUACUAGAAACUUAACUUGAAAAUAUGGGCUGAAUUUUUGACGGACUCAGUUUUUGAGUAUUAGUAACUAAAGGUCAAAGAGGCCGUUUGCCUUAUUUUCGAUUAAUCUAGACAUCUGUGGAGAUAUUCCCCCCUUUAGUGUUAUAAUAUUUUAAAUUGUGGUUUCUGAAGGGAAAAUUUUAGAAACAUGCUCCUUACCAUUUACAAAUUCUUUUACUAGCCUUUUCUCAGAUUGACCCCCAGCGUGACUCCCUGUUCAAGCAGUUUAUUAUGCCUCUCUAUCUUUUACCAUAUUAUUGCUUCUAAGGCAUCAUAUUAGGUUGUUUUUAUUUAGCCAGCAUUAGCAUGGAAGUUUAUUCAGGUAGAUUUAAUUUUCCUUGCUUGGGUCUCUUCUGCUCUUUCAAUUACAUUUACCUUAAAAGGGCCCUUGUGUGAAACCCUUGGGGGCACAUACCAUAUACUGCGUAACACUUCCAGUGAGAUUUGUGUCAGGAUCCCAAAUUUAUACGUUAACACUUUUGCAGCAAAACAGGAAUGAUCACAGUCAGUGGGUUAAAAGACCUACUACAUUUACUACAUUAACACUUUAAUGUCAGUUCAAGUCAGAUUUUGCCACAAAGGUUAAACUUCAAGGUUUUCAGAGUUCUUAUUUUUCAGGUUUGUAUAUAAAGAACUGGACAUGUAUAAGCUGACAUAUUGUAGUGUCAGGAAGAAUACACAUAAGAAAAUUUUUACUAAAUUGCUUGAACUUUCUGGGUUGUCUUUACCAUUUGUCCAUAGGUUAAUUUCAACUUGGAAACCUUAGUUUAAUCCAUAUUGCCCAUUCAGGUUGUUAUAAAAUUAGAUGAAAGUCUUGACAACCAUUCUUGAUGUGGCAGUUAGGAGGAAACCAAUGUGCUUUUUCCUCAUUUGACCCUGUAAAUAAAAUAAUUUUAAAUGUGUAUAUCUGUGUACAGGAAGAAAAUGGUUUUUCUCAAACUUUAACAUGCAGCUGAAUCACCUGGGGGGAUCUUGUUAAAAUGCAGACUUAGGGCUAGAGUGGGCCUGAGAGUUUGCCUUUCUCACCAGCUACCACAUGUUGCCAGUGCUAAGUGAUCCAAGAACUGCUUUGAUUAGAACAUUAAAGUGUCUACUCAGUACUAGUAUUUUAUCCUAAUAGAUUGCACUAAUGCAGCUUAAUUUUCUUUUUAAGUUCAUUUUAAGGAGAAAAACAUUUUUUGAGGCAAAUAAAGAGGUAGGUAUUAUUUAUAUUUAUGAACAUGAAGUAGUCUUCCAAAAAGGUUGCCUGAGAACAACUCCAAUAUUCUAGGCUUUAUUCCCAGCCAGCCCCAGCACAUUUUCUCCUGAGAGAAGUUUAUGUUGUUACUCACUCUGAAUCUUAUCAUAGCACUUCCUGAUAUGUAAUAGUAGAGGCCGAUGAUUAUUUUGUGGAGAGUGCAGUUUCAGGUACUAAUCAGGCAUGGAUACUAGAUAUGGUGGACAAACUGAGAAAACAAUGAGUUCAAGAGUCAAAUUGUACUAAACAUUAUUAACAUUUUUUUCUCCUUUAAUAUGAAGAAAAAAAUUUAAUGCAAAUAAAUGUAAGCAGGUAUACAAUGUGUAUAUGAGGCUUAUUUACCCAGCUCUUUCAAAUAAGUUCUAUGAAUGUUUCCACUUUCUACCCAAAAACUGCUGAAAGGUUUUAUGUCAAAGUGGUUAACACAUUUUUCCAAGUCAUAUUUCAGCCUUCUAUUAAUAUGAAAUUGAGAAAUUGUUUUGCUUAGCAAAAGAUGGUGAAAUUGAUUUGUGAAUACCAGUAGCUAAAGAAAGGUAUUAGAAGGAAUCUCAAACAGGCAAAGAAAUAGGCAGUCUAAGUGUCGGGAAGAAAACUAGGGAAAUUCACACGUGUAUAUUUUAAACCCAGGAAUUAUUACUAUUAUAUUCAUACUAUAGACCAAGGUGAGCUUAUAAUAUUUGAUAAACUGGUAGAUUUUUCGAAAUGUGAUUAUGUUAAAUUAUUGAAAUAUUGUUUAUUUGCAUUUGAAUGCUUAAUUUUCAUCUUUAUUUAAAAGAUUCUUUGCCUUUCAUUUUAUUACUUGACUCAUACGAAGGCUAAAUUAGGAUUGGCAAUCUGAAAUGCCCAGGAAGAAAAGAUAAUUUCUAUAAACAAAAAUGAAUAAAAAUUUUUUUCAAGCCA
Globicephala melas (long-finned pilot whale) is the source of this 6710-nucleotide messenger RNA. It is a transcript of the gene RBM25, whose product is annotated as RNA binding motif protein 25. The record is from RefSeq and is a predicted model, not a curated record. Gene Ontology annotation, cellular component: spliceosomal complex. Gene Ontology annotation, molecular function: mRNA binding. Lineage: Eukaryota; Metazoa; Chordata; Mammalia; Artiodactyla; Delphinidae. Gene Ontology annotation, biological process: regulation of alternative mRNA splicing, via spliceosome; mRNA processing.